AUCUGAUCGUCAUCAUCUAUAUAUACAUAAUAUAGUAUAGUAGUUGUUAUAAGAGUCGUAUACGUCCGCGUGUGAUGCGUAUCAUGGUAAGAUAUUAUAUUUUGUGUCGUUGCUCUGUUUAAUAUUCUGUAGGUCUAAUAUUAUUUAAAUUAUAUUACAUUAAAACGAUGUUAUUUACAUUUUUUGAAAUUUCGCGUACUUUUCGUUUUACGUUCCAUGAAAUUCGCCAGCAUUUCUAUGGAUUCGUAUAACCACAAAAGUUCGGCAGUCCCAGUUCGAAAAUCAACACAAUUAUAUUCCAUCACAACCGAAUCGAUCGUUUUCCGAGUGAUCUUAAUUAGUUGUUUUAUUGCAAGUCUUUCAGCUGUGAGUCUGUCUAAAAUGUCCAUUAACCCGGUGGUAAUACCCACUUCCGUCAAGCAGACCGCUACCGUCAUAUUUCUUCAUGGUUUAGGCGAUUCAGGAAAUGGCUGGGCCGAAGCAAUGACACAAAUACGUCAGCCAUACAUGAAAGUGAUAUGCCCUUCAGCGAGCCCGAUGCCAGUAUCACUUAACCAAGGAUUUCGUAUGCCAUCGUGGUUUGAUUUGUUCACGUUGGACGAGUCAGGUCCAGAAGACGAGAGUGGCAUUAAAGAAGCGGCUAAAGUAGUGCACAAAAUGAUUGAUCGUGAGAUUGAAACUUCUAAUGUUCCGUCAUCUCGUAUUGCUUUGGGUGGAUUUUCCCAAGGCGGAGCUCUCGCUCUGUACUCUGCAUUCACAUACCCGAAACCGUUAGCUGGCAUUAUGGCCCUAUCGUGUUGGGUACCACUUCAUAAAACAUUCCCAGCAGCAGCUAUAGGUAACAAAGACGUGCCGAUUAUUCAGUGUCACGGAGACUGUGAUCCUAUCGUGCCUCUAAAGUGGGGUCAACUGUCAGCGUCUAUUCUCAAGUCGUUUGCGAAAAAUAUUGAGCUAAAAACGUACAGAGGGUUAAUGCAUAGUUCAUCUGAUACGGAAAUGAAGGACCUAAAGAAGUUCUUGGAAAAAGUGCUCCCUUUAAUAUGAUUUUAUCGAGAAUAAAUGUGGUUUGCUUUUAAUGCACAUAGCAUUAGAGUCGUUUGUGUUAUUUUUCUUUGUAGAAUUACUGUUUUGUCUUGUUUUUAUUUUAUUUUUAUUUUUAAGUGUAAAUAAUUAUUGUAAAAUCAUGACUUAUAGUGUUUGGAGAUGCAAAAUUUUUGUUUUAUCUGCAUACUAGAAACAAUGGAAGUGUUAGAUGUAAUAGAAAUAUACAAUAUCAUAUAUUAUGAAUACAAUAUUCGACUACUCGUCUGUAAAUUAUUAUUUGAUUAAAAAAAACCUAUUAUAUUAA
Messenger RNA from Adelges cooleyi (spruce gall adelgid), 1348 nucleotides. It is a transcript of the gene Apt1, whose product is annotated as acyl-protein thioesterase 1. Gene Ontology annotation, cellular component: cytoplasm. The record is from RefSeq and is a predicted model, not a curated record. The transcript has 6 exons. Gene Ontology annotation, molecular function: carboxylic ester hydrolase activity; palmitoyl-(protein) hydrolase activity. NCBI's taxonomy places the organism in Eukaryota, Metazoa, Arthropoda, Insecta, Hemiptera, Adelgidae. The coding region runs from base 217 to 1044 and encodes 275 amino acids. Gene Ontology annotation, biological process: protein depalmitoylation.